AUGCCCAUCACCGAACUCGCCCUCCUCCACCUCACCCCCGGCACCACGCCCGAAUCACCCACCCUCCGCACCAACCUCUCCCACGCGAAAACCGUCCUACAGAACUACACAAACCGCGCUUUCUACUACAUGCAGCAAAUCUCCGAUCCGAGCUGCAUCUACGUAGUGGGAGAAUGGGACUCGCUAGACCAGCACUUGAACGACUUCAUCCCCAGCGCCGAAAACCAAGCACUGCUCGAGAGCCUCAAAGACUACAUAACCGUGGAUUCCAACCUUGAACAUCUCGAUGUGCCGAAUGCGGAGCUGCCAUUGCCGAGAGGGGGGAGGGAGAUGGAGAGGGCGAGGAGGGGGGAAGUGGUGUGGAGUAUUACUCACUAUACUAUCAAAUCUGGAAACAGAGAGGCUUUCGAAGUUGAGUUCAGGGAGAUGAAGGAGAAGUUGGAUAGGUUUGCUGGAGAAGGCGGGGUUGGGGGUGGAUGGUGUGUUGGGAAGAAGGAGGGAGAAGAUGAUGUGUUUGUGACGAUGUUUUCGUGGAGGAGUGUGGCGGAAUAUGAACGAUUUGGGAAGGGGAAGGAGGGGAGGGUGUCUGCGGUUACGGGGGAGUGUGUUGAGAAGAUGGAUGUUAGGCAUGUCAGGCUGGUGGAUAUAUAA
Messenger RNA from Alternaria hordeiaustralica, 651 nucleotides. RefSeq lists its product as uncharacterized. Bases 1 to 651 code for a protein of 216 amino acids. The record is from RefSeq and is a predicted model, not a curated record. The transcript has a single exon. Lineage: Eukaryota; Fungi; Ascomycota; Dothideomycetes; Pleosporales; Pleosporaceae.